This is a messenger RNA of Ophidiomyces ophidiicola, 1692 nucleotides long. RefSeq lists its product as uncharacterized. The coding region runs from base 1 to 1692 and encodes 563 amino acids. The transcript has 2 exons. NCBI's taxonomy places the organism in Eukaryota, Fungi, Ascomycota, Eurotiomycetes, Onygenales, Onygenaceae. The record is from RefSeq and is a predicted model, not a curated record.
AUGAUGCUCUCUGCCGUAACACAUUCCCACCUUAUCGCCAUCGAUCAUUUUUCCAAAGCGCCUGCCUCUACAACCCUUGAAACAUGCCCUUCGGAGCCAUGUACCCCUUUUCAUCAACCCCAACGCUUCGAAAUUACACCAGAAUCUACGACAUCUUUUCUUUCCAAACCCGAGUCGAUAGAGUUGGACAUGUCGGAUAUGGACAACACGCCCCUACAAUUUGAAGACCUUCCGAUAGAGAUUCAUGAAGCUGUGUUGGAUCAUUUAUUUGGUGUAAGAGGUGCUGCCUUGACCUCCGUCACGACCACCUCAGCGACGGCGUCUAGUUGGAGUAAAACUUUACGACACCCACGGAGAAAAGUACUCUCUGACCUUGCCUUGGUCUCACGCACUUGGAGACCUUUGGUCCAAGAAAGGAUCUAUCGACAUAUUCAGGUCAAAGGUACAACCGACGGGCUUCAGGAAAGCGCACAAUGGUUCAGCUCCCAUCCGCACCUUGGCCCAUACGUCCGUCAUAUCGAGGUUUGGGUUCCUGUCUGGGGCGAUCGAUUACCGAGACCACAUAUCUUACCCCAAAACCGUCGAGCUACCGAAGAGAGGGAAAGUCAACAGCCUACAAAUUCAGUCGCAUUGUUCCAAGCGGUUGCCGAUGGUAUUGAGCACGGUCGUACAAAUCACAAUUUCAGAUUUGCCAACCGAAAUGCUACCUUACAACAAAUCUUUUUCCAUGUCGCGUGCUUCUUUCCGGACGCCAAGAUGCUCACGUUGGAAGGGGGUCACUGUAAGAAACCACCCAUGAUCAAACAUUUCUGCGACGAUGCAACAAAUGAACAGUCCCUAGAGCCUCUACCAAAUAUUCAGAUAUUCAUAAUGAGAGGAGCUUGGAAUAUCAUGAGAGGUCACAGCCACUGGUGUACUAUUGCUGCCGCACUGCCUAAUAUACGUGAAUGGAAUUGCACUUAUGCCAAACCUAAACGAGAGGCCCAAGCCACUAUUUCGAGAAUUUUGACAAAUUUUCCACGGGGUCUCACGCGACUUAGCAUCAGCCUUGAAGGAUUUUGUAGUAAGACAAAUUCCCAAUCCCGAUGGCUGGGUGGUCCUCAAGUCGAACGACAUCUUUGUCGACUGUUGGGAGAUAUUAUCCCACAACUCGAAUCCUUGACGUUUACAGGAAAGGUCUGCGCCACCUUGUUUGCCGCGGCGCGAGCCGCCACCAUUAAGAGGGAGGUACGAUCUAGGCUAAAAGCGGUGGACCUGGUGGUGAAAGCGUGCUGCUGUGAAUUAGCCAAACCUGAAGGCAAUUUGAAUUUUGUCAAUGACCAUUCCGGGAUCACCAAUAUGACAUUUAUCAAGUCGUUUGAGAAGCUGGUCGUCACUGCCGUCAGAUCCCUAGACACUUUGACGGCGAUACAAUUUAUGAGAAUUCGAUAUAUUGACCUCGAUUCGAUAUGUGGCCAGCUCAACCCUUACUACCAGCUAGUCGGCAACGACUGUACGGGCUUAUGGAGCGAAGAGAUUCUAGAAACCCUCCAAGAGACUCGGCCAAAUGCCCAAUUUGAUGUACUAGACGAAGGGAUACUCCCAGAAUAUAGCAUCAAUUCGCACACGGGAACGGCGGCCUAUCCUCGCAGUCGCCCCCGCAGCAUGAGGGUCAGUGCGUACGAAAUUAUCGCCGACAAAUCUAAACCCUAA